This is a messenger RNA of Coffea eugenioides, 508 nucleotides long. RefSeq names its product 2S albumin-like. NCBI's taxonomy places the organism in Eukaryota, Viridiplantae, Streptophyta, Magnoliopsida, Gentianales, Rubiaceae. Gene Ontology annotation, molecular function: nutrient reservoir activity. The transcript is spliced from 2 exons. The coding region runs from base 1 to 453 and encodes 150 amino acids. The record is from RefSeq and is a predicted model, not a curated record.
AUGGCAAAACUCACCCUUUUUGCAGCAAAUUUGGUGGUUCUUUUUGCCGUGGCUGUGGCCUUUGACUUCAGUACUCUGAUCCCAGAUCUCAAGACUCUAGACGUAUUCAAAGGAAAAGCACCUAGUUGUGAGAAAGAAAUGCAGAAGCAGCAGCUUGACUUCUGCCAAAGAUACCUUCAAGAGAGCAGCAGAUUCCAACCAUCAUUCACGGUUGUUCAUCAAGCUUCAAGUUGGCGUGAAGCAUUCAGGCAAUGUUGUGAGCAAUUGGAGAAGUUCUCUAAGAAAUGCAGAUGUGACCCUAUAAGACAGAUAGUUCUGCAGCAAAUGCAAGGGGAGCAAUUAGAAGGAAUUGAGAGGCAAGAAAUGUUGCAGACUGCACAGAGUCUUCCUAAUUUGUGCCGAAUCAAAAAAGCACAGCCUUGUAAUAUACCUACAUCUUUGGCUUCAUUUUAGGGCACUUCUAUGCAAAAUAUUCUAUGCAAAAUAUUCUAUGCAAAAUAAUCAAGUA